This is a messenger RNA of Neurospora hispaniola, 1062 nucleotides long. RefSeq names its product polysaccharide biosynthesis-domain-containing protein. The coding region runs from base 370 to 870 and encodes 166 amino acids. The record is from RefSeq and is a predicted model, not a curated record. NCBI's taxonomy places the organism in Eukaryota, Fungi, Ascomycota, Sordariomycetes, Sordariales, Sordariaceae. Gene Ontology annotation, cellular component: cytoplasm. The transcript has 4 exons.
AUUGCCCCGCCUCUCCCAAUACAGUCCGGGCGUCGUACCAAAGACUCAAGUCAGCUGUUAGCGCACAUGUACCUGCUGAGUUCCUUCAGCGGGAGCUUGUAGCGAGAAUGUCCACUAUAACUACCUCUGUGGAAAGCUUGUCGCAUCGCAUAGCCAGGAUUUGACGCGUCUGGGCGGUUCUCGUCGCUUCCCUUCAUUGAGUGAGGUACUUGGAGGCCAUCUUCUGUACCCUGGCUUCCCUUCCAUGUCUCCAUCAAUCUUUUCCCAGGCGGCAUCUUUCUCAUCCACCAUCACCAACAUCACCACCAACACCACCAUACAUACAGUCACCACACCACAGCAACUUGAAUACGAACAACACCACCCACCAUGUCUGUCACUACCCAGGUUCCCAAGGACUUUGACGCUGAGAAUGCGGACAACUUUGAGGAUAUUGAGAAGCAGUUCGCCGUCAAGGCCGUCCAGCAGAUGGCGACGUACUGGGCCAUUCUUGAAAAGGUGCCCGGCUCCAAGCUGCGCCUGACCAAGAUGGACGACGACAUCUUCGAGCACCUCAAGAGGGACUUCCCCGAGUUCGACCCCGCCGAGCCCAUCAACGAGGACGAGAUGAAGAGCAAGACGGGCAAGGAGAGGUGGCGCACCUUUAUGAUGGCCUACGACAAGAAGAUUGACGACUACAACUUUGGCACCCUGCUGCGGGCCUCCCCCAAGACCGAGUACGGCGAGAAGGAGACCAUUUUUGUGCCGCGCAUGCAGUUUUAUGCCGUCGAGAUUGCGAGAAACCGCGCCGGCCUCAACGACUGGAUCUACGAGGAGGCGGAAAAGGAGAGGCAAAAGGCCAAGGGCAACACCCAGGGCAGCAGCGCAUAGGAUACCAACCAUCGAGCGAAUACAAAGUGAAUUUCUCUGCAAUCCAGUCGAGUUCUUGAAACAUGUCCUCGUGGGUGUACAUGUUAUGCCUCUACAUAGGUUUGGAAAUCGAAGAGGAGAGAGAGAGAGAGAGAGGGCCGGCCACCUAGAUCGAUUCCAUCUCAGCCACAACUGCUUCCUAUUGUUCUCGGC